This is a messenger RNA of Monoraphidium neglectum, 150 nucleotides long. RefSeq lists its product as hypothetical. The coding region runs from base 1 to 150 and encodes 49 amino acids. The record is from RefSeq and is a predicted model, not a curated record. NCBI's taxonomy places the organism in Eukaryota, Viridiplantae, Chlorophyta, Chlorophyceae, Sphaeropleales, Selenastraceae. The transcript has 2 exons.
AUGAAGUUCCCCUACAAGCGCAACGAUCUCAAAGAGAUCGGAAUGGUGGCCGGCGGCACAGGCAUCACGCCCAUGCUGCAGGCGCGGCGCGGCCAGCCCUGCGUCGUGCGCCCCACCCUGUUGUGGGUCAGCACUGCUGGGCAGCAGUAG